This is a messenger RNA of Cuscuta europaea, 4423 nucleotides long. The record is from the annotation of a GenBank genome assembly. NCBI's taxonomy places the organism in Eukaryota, Viridiplantae, Streptophyta, Magnoliopsida, Solanales, Convolvulaceae.
GGAUGACAAGUGCACUUUCCAGAUCCACUUUCCAUUUUCGGAAACAAUUAUUACCACCACGAACUCGUGGACGCAGUCAAUCUAGGGCACGUGAUCGUGAUGGUGCUGUUCAUCAAGUGGUGAGAGAAACAAGCAGUAUGGUUUAUUCUAUCCUGACUCGUACGAACUAUGCUGAGUGGUCCUUGGUGAUGAGGGUCAACCUGCAAGCACAAGGGCUGUGGUGAGCGGUUGAAGAUGAAAAUGUCAAUUAUCGGGAGGAUAGGCAAGCCUUGUCUGCAAUCUUACGGGCAGUACCACCCGAAAUGCUCUCAACAUUAGCUGUGAAGGACACUGCAAAGCAAGCAUGGGAUACGAUUAAAACACAACGAAUGGGAGUUGAUCGUGUUCGGGAAGCCAACGCACAGAGGCUUCAAAUGGAAUUUGAAUCAAUCAGGUUCAAGGAUGGUGAAACCGUUGAUGAUUUCUCCAUGAGGAUCACCAGUCUCGUGAACAACAUGCAAGUUCCCGGGGACACGGUGGAAGAGAAACGGGUUGUGAAGAAAUUCCUACGUGUAGUACCACCACGGUACACACAGGUAGCAAUUGCGAUUGAAACGUUGCUUGAUCUAAGCACUCUGUCAAGUGAUGAACUUGCUGGAAGAUUACGAUCGGCAGAGGAGUGUUAUGGGAUUGGUGAGCCAGACAUCAACCCGGGUGCUCAACUCCUUCUUACGGAAGAGGAAUGGCGAGCACGAGAAAGGGAACGUGAGAAUACUGGAUGGUCAUCAAGUAGUGGAAAUCCAAAAGGUUACAUUCGUGGGAACGGUCGUGACAAAGGCUUUGGAAAAGGGAAGUGUUAUUAUUGUGGAAUUUCAGGUCAUUUUGCUAGAGAAUGUCGAAAACCACGACGGGAAUGGAAGCAGGAGGCACAUUUAAGCAUGUUUGAAGAUGAUCAGCCUGCUUUACUCAUGGCAUCAACAACAAACAUCUGUAGUCCAGCUCAUACACAAACCUCAGGUGACUCUCAUUAUGUGUACUUGAGUGAGGAGCAUGUCCAUCCAGUUUAUACAGGGAAGGAUGUAUGGUACUUUGACACUGGAGCUAGUAACCAUAUGUCAGGAUGUCGUGAAAUUUUCAUGAUGCUAGACGAAGGAGUAAAAGGCUCAGUCAAGUUAGGUGAUGGCUCGGUGGUAGAAAUCUGGGGCUGCGGGUCUGAAAUGUUUUUGUGUAAAACCAAAGAACACAAGGUGCUUACCGAAGUAUAUUUCAUGCCGAGAUUGCGCAGUAACAUCAUUAGUAUUGGGCAACUUGAUGAGAAUGAAUGCAAAACAGUGAUUGAAAAUUGUACAUUGUGUCUGUUUGAUCUGAAAAGGGUUCUAUUAGCACAAGUGCCUCGAGCCAAGAACAGGUUGUAUACUGUGACUUUAGAGUUAGUUUCUCCAGUAUGUUUAUUAUCCAAAUUAAAUGAUAUUGCAUGGUUAUGGCGUGCUCGUUAUAGUCAUUUGAACUUCCGUUCCUUACGAUGUCUGGCACAAGAAAGUUUAGUGGAGGGGAUCCCACUGAUUGAUCAUAUUGAUCAAUUCUGUGAUAGUUGUGCACUUGGAAAACAACACCGAAGUUCAUUUCCACAAGCAUCAACCUACCGCGCAAGUAGUGGCCAAGAGCUUGUUCACGUUGAUUUAUGCGGUCCUAUUGCACCAGUCACACCCGGAGGUAAUCACUACUUUUUACUUAUAGUUGAUGACUAUAGUAGAUAUAUGUGGUUAGAAAUGUUAAAGACAAAGGAUGAGGCUUUUAAGCAUUUCAAGAAGUUUAAGACACGAGCUGAAGUAGAAUCUCAAGGGAGACUUAUGGCAUUUCGAUCAGAUCGUGGUGGUGAGUUCAACUCUAAUGAGUUUAGAGAAUUCUGUGAUGAACAUGGGAUCAAGCAUUGCACCACUGCUCCUUACUCUCCACAGCAAAAUGGAGUCGUUGAGCGUCGUAAUCAAACAAUACUUGAAAUGGCAAGGUGUGUGCUGAAAGGGAUGGGAAUGCCAACUAUGUUUUGGGGAGAGGCAGUGAAGACGGCGGUGUAUAUCCUGAAUCGAUCACCAACAUGAUGCCUAGAAGGAAAAACACCUUAUGAGGCGUGGUUCCAUAGAAAACCAAAGGUGCAUCAUUUCAGAACCUUUGGCUGCCUUGCUCAUGUGAAAAGGAUUGGACCUAGUGUGACAAAACUGGUGGAUCGAUCAACACCAAUGGUCUUCAUUGGUUACGAAGAAGGCUCUAAAGCAUACCGGGCGUAUGAUCCAACGGCAGAGACUCUUCAUGUAACCUGAGAUGUGUUAUUUGAAGAGAACAAGGGAUGGAAUUGGUUAAUGGAGGAACAAGAUCAACCUGUGAGGAGUUUUACAGUUGAAGUCUUGAAUGAUCAUGUGCAAGGCCCAAAUCCCACAAAACCUAACACAACACCUUUGUCUGUACAUACUGGAAACCGAAAUGGAACCACACCAGAGUCAGAGGAGCGUGAACCUAGGUACCGCACUAUUACUGAACUUUAUGAAGCAACUGAGGAACUUCAUCCAAGCUUGAGUGGACUGUGUUUACUUGCUGCUGAUGAAACUAUGAAUCUGGAAGAGGCACUCAAAGAAAAAUGUUGGAGGCAAGCUAUAGAGGAGGAAUUGUCUUCCAUUCAAAAGAAUGAAACAUAGGAAUUUACUACUCUUCCAGCAGGGUGUAAGGCUAUAGGCCUAAAGUGGGUGUUUAAAGUAAAAAAGGAUCCAGCAGGAAAUAUUGUGAAACAUAAAGCUCGCUUGGUCGCAAAAGGGUACGUUCAAAGACAAAGUGUUGACUUUGAUGAAGCUUUUGCACCUGUGGCUAGAAUGGAAACGAUACGUCUUUUAUUAGCUCUUUCUGCUCAUAAUGCUUGGAAAAUACAUCAUAUGGAUGUUAAGUCAGCUUUCCUGAAUGGAGAUCUUGAAGAAAAUGUGUUUGUUCAUCAGCCACCUGGUUUCAUUGAUGAUCGUAAUGAGGAGAAGGUACUGAAGCUGUGAAAGGCUUUGUAUGGUUUGCGACAAGCACCGCGAGCUUGGAACACCAAGUUAGACUCCUCACUUGUUUCUCUCGAUUUUAAAAGAAGUUCACAUGAACAUGCUGUGUAUCGGAGAUCAAAUGGUUCUACUUGCUUGUUGGUGGGAGUAUACGUGGAUGAUCUAAUCAUCACCGGGAGCUCUGACAGUAACAUUGCAGCAUUCAAGAAUGAAAUGAAGAGGUUGUUUGAUAUGAGUGACCUUGGUUUAUUAAGUUACUAUCUUGGCAUUGAAGUAAGGCAAAGAAACGGGGAGAUCACCAUCUGUCAAAGUGUUUAUGCUGAAAGAAUUCUUUCCAUGUCGGGCAUGACUGAGUGUAAUCCAUGCCACACACCAAUGGAAAGUCGUUUGAGAUUGAGCAAGAACGGUGCUGGAAACAUUGUGAACGCAAUGCAAUAUCGGAGUUUGGUUGGGAGCCUUAGUUAUCUUUGUAACUCAAGGCCUGAUAUUCUCUUCUCAGUCGGGCUGCUGAGCAGGUUCAUGGAAGCCCCAAAAGCCUCACAUUGGGCAGCUUUGUAGAGGAUCCUGCGAUACAUUAGAGGAACAACUGGGUAUGGUUUCUGUUACAAGAAAAUAAAUCGAUCUGAGCCUAUUUUAAUCGGUUAUAGUGAUAGUGAUCAUGGAGGUGAUGUUGAUGAUUGCAAGAGUACUACAGGAGUUGCAUUCUUCCUUGGAUCAAGUCUGAUUUCCUGGUUAUCUCAAAAGCAAAAGGUAGUUGCUCUUUCAUCUUGUGAGGCAGAAUAUAUGGCCAGUGCUACUGCAGCUUGCCAAGGAGUUUGGCUAAGUCGUUUGUAUGGUGAACUAACGAAUUCUGAGCGUAAGAAGGUGCAGCUAUUGGUGGACAACAAAUCAGUCAUUGAGUUAAGCAAGAAUCCAGUGCAUCAUGAUCGAAGCAAGCAUAUUGAUAUCCUUUUUCACUUUAUUCGUGAAUCCAGUGCAUCAUGAUCGGAGUAAGCAUAUUCAAAAUGGUUCAGUGGAAGUUAAUCACAUUGGAACAAAUAAUCAAUUGGCUGAUAUUCUGACUAAGUCACUUGGAAGAAUCAGGUUUCUUGAAUUAAGAGCUAAGCUUGGAGUAAUUAAAUUUAUUCCAGAUAACUAGAUUAAGGGGGGGAUUGCUGAGUAAUCUAGUUGGCUGCUGGCGUGGAUUAUGCAGAGAGUUGCUGAUAUUUAUUUAUUUUUUUUGGUAUUUUAAUUUCAGUUUGUAAAUAAGAGACUUGGUCUCAAUUUGUUACUCUGUUUCUAGAAAUAUGCAGUAGUGGUUUGUUCCUAGAAAUACGCAGUAGUGGUCUAGUGGAUAGGAGUAUUACGUUGCUAUUGUUCAGUUAUUUAUAUGCUUAAUGAAACAUCAGAAAAAGCUGUGAGUUUGCAGCACAAAC